Messenger RNA from Cannabis sativa, 678 nucleotides. RefSeq lists its product as uncharacterized. The record is from RefSeq and is a predicted model, not a curated record. Bases 1 to 678 code for a protein of 225 amino acids. Lineage: Eukaryota; Viridiplantae; Streptophyta; Magnoliopsida; Rosales; Cannabaceae. The transcript has a single exon.
AUGAGUUGGGAGACUUUAUCUGACCAUUGUUCUUAUGUUGUUUCCUCUGCAAUCACUCAGGACAUUGGGAUAAAGCCUUUCAGGUUCUAUAAUCACUGGACUGAGCAUGAAAAUUUUGUUCAAGUGGUGAUAGAAAGUUGGGUCAAACCGAUAAAAGCUUCAGGUCUUUUGGUUAUUCAUCUUAAGUGUCUUCAGCUGAAACAUGUUCUCAGAAAUUUUAAUAAGAUAGUGGGAGAUGUGGAGUUCACCUAUCAGCAGGCCAAAGAUAAUUACUUAAGUUCAAGGCAUGAAGCUCAAUCUGAUCCAGGGAACAUCAGCUUAUUGGAGGUCGAAAAGGCAGCAGCUGAGGAGUUAUGUAACAGGGAUAAAAUGCUUCAUAGCUUCCUUAAACAAAGGAGCAAGGUAACUUGGUUGCAAAAAGGAGAUGAGAAUAAUGCUUACUUUUAUGCGUGCAUCAAAAAAAGAAGAGAAGAGAACUGGAUAGCCUUCUUCAAGAAUCAGAAUGAUGAGAUUGUUGAUGAUUACUCAGAAGUGGUCAAGCAUUUUAUGGAUCAUUUUACAAGUUUCAUGGGUAGUGCUAGACCUGAUUAUCACCAUUAUUUUCAUUGCCUUGAAUUUGGAAACAAGCUUUCUUUAGAUCAGCAGCUCCUUUUAACUCGUCCUUUCACGAGGAAAUAG